This is a messenger RNA of Alligator sinensis (Chinese alligator), 949 nucleotides long. Its product is annotated as protein FAM13A-like. Bases 55 to 915 code for a protein of 286 amino acids. Gene Ontology annotation, biological process: signal transduction. The transcript has 7 exons. Lineage: Eukaryota; Metazoa; Chordata; Crocodylia; Alligatoridae. The record is from RefSeq and is a predicted model, not a curated record.
UGUUUAAUACUUUCAUCCCAUCUUCAUCAGUUCUUCCAGACACUUCCUGAAAGAAUGGGGGCAGGAGCAUUAGCCAUCUGUCAAAGUAAGUCAGCAGUGAGGCUGAAAGAAGACAUGAAAAAGAUUGCAGCACUGCCACUGAACAAGCAGAGGGAUGCUAGCUGCCAGAAGGUGUUUGGUGUGAGUCUCCAGGAACUUCAGCAGCAAGGACUUAGCAAGAAUGGCAUCCCAACUGUGGUGUGGAAUCUAGUAGAAUAUUUGACCCAGCAUGGACUGACCCAGGAAGGUCUCUUCAGGGUAAAUGGUAAUGUGAAAACGGUGGAGCAGCUGCGUCUGAAAUACGAGCAUGGAGAAGAUGUGGAGCUGGCUAAAGAUGGGGAUGUGUGCUCAGCAGCCAGUCUGCUGAAAUUAUUUCUGAGAGAAUUGCCAGAGGGUGUCAUCACCUCAGCCUUACAUCCCCGACUCAUUCAGCUUUACCAGGAUGCUAGAAGUGAUGCUCAGAAGGACAAUAACUUGAAAGAACUCCUGAAAGAGCUGCCUGAUGCUCACUACUGCCUGCUGAAAUACCUGUGCUGUUUCUUGACACAAGUUGCCGAGCAUCACAUGGAAAACAGAAUGAAUGUUUGCAAUCUUGCCACUGUCUUUGGACCAAGUUGCUUUCACGUACCUUCUGGAUUGGAAGGUAUGAAGGAACAGGAAAUCUGCAACACAAUUAUGGCCACAAUGCUGGAAAACUGUCAUACUUUGUUUGAACUGGAGCACGCAAAGCAAGAUGCGGAACAGCAUCCAUGUGAGGAGCUAGCGAGAAUUAUUUUGGUGAAAGAGGCCAAUUGUGCACAGUCCCUGCCUGUCAACCUGACAAGAGCUCUGGAAAGGGAGGCACCAAAGGCAUCUCCAAGAAGCAAGAACUUGUAAAAGGUGAACACCUCAACUGUAGGAAGACUGUCUG